AUGUUGUCCACUAGAUAUAAGGAGUCCUCUAAAUCCAUUGGUCAAUUUUCUGUGAAUUCACAUAGACCUAAAAUAACCAAAUCAUGGAGUUUACGGGACAGUUUUUUUGGUUUGAGACGUGGUAGAGGGUCGAUUUCGGAUACUCAGGAAUGGCAGUAUAUUGCUCCAAAGCUGUAUCAGUUAGAAGAUCAGUUUCACCAUCCAGCUUCAAAAUGUGAUGUUUGGCGUUCUCUUUGCCCUCAAGAGUUACCUAAUGCAGCUGUUUAUCCUACAAUACCUGUUUACAGUUUGUCUAACAGAGUCUUCGCCUCCUCUACAGGCCCUAAAAAGGGCUUGUUAGCGGUGAAAAAGUGGCAUGGGUCAAAGGACAGCCACAAUGUCUACCAUUCCAACUACUGGAAGACAAUAGAGAAUCGAAAAGCCCAUGGGAUAUCUGUUUCUCUGUACGAGAAAAACAUAAUCACUGGAAAACCAAAUGGUGGUCCAAUUGCUGAUGCAUUCGUUGUACGAGCUCGACAUGAUUCUGCCUAUUUAGCUGUAGCUGAUGGGGUAAAUUGGGGCAACGAAUCAAUGAAAGCUGCUAGAUCGGCAAUUUCAGCUAUUUACACCUAUUUAGAAUCUCAUCUAUUUGGUUAUAUGAAAGAGAAACACAACGUUAAAGACACAAGAGAUGCGGCCCAAUUAUUAUUUGAAGCGUUUUCUUUUGCCCAAGAGGAAAUUGUUUCCGUUACCACUGGUCUUACUACUCUCUGUGUUGCACUCAUUUUACCAGUACUAACAACUACAACCUAUGAAUCACAUAGAAUAACAGAUGAACAAGCUUCAGCAUACGGCAAAUCUCAAUUUUCUGUUAUAAUAGCAAGCGUUGGUGAUUGUCAAGCAUUUCUUUUAAGCAAAUUCCAUGGUAUACGUGAAAUAACCGGUUGGGUAAGAACAUCUGUCUUGUCAUCUGAUAAUUUAUCAACACAAUCAAAUGAACAAAAUAAAUUGGAGAAAAUACUUGGACCACCUACACGGGAUUUUCGAGAUACUGGUGGUGCAUUGGGUGCUGUGUAUAAAAAUGGCAAUCCAGAAUUAAACAAUCUUAUAUGUGCUGUAACACUUUGUGAUCCAGGUGAUAUAGUUCUACUUGGAUCAGAUGGACUAAUCGAUAAUUUCGAUCCAGUUAUUACACAACUAGCUGUUCCUGAAUCACCGCAUUUAGAUUUUGUUGAUGAAGAAGGUGAACACGAAGGACAAGAAGGUGAUGAGGAGGAAAGCUCAUCCAUUGAUGAUAUAGGUAUUCACGAAGUAAACAAUAACGACAACAAAAAUUCUGUCAAAAGUACUUCAUCUUUAUCUUCAGAUUCCUUAAGGUGUAAUUUUAAUAAAUCCCCAACUUCAUCACUAUGUCGUUCAUCAAAAUCAUUGCUACAUAAUUCUCCUUUAACACCACCACCUCGAGUAAGUAUUUGGCCACAACCCCCACCCCCACCAAGUGAUCCAACAAAAUUAACUUAUAUACCCGUUACAAAUAUCAAUACUGCUAACAGUAAUAAUAAUAAUAUCAAUAAUAGUAAUAAUAAUACUAAUGAUAACAAUGAAACUGAGACAAUAUAUGCACAUCAAAUUAACUUCACCAAUCAACUUGAAUUAAACUGGUAUGAACGUAGAAAAUAUGCAGCGAAAGAAUUAGAACGUGUGUGGCAUGAAUUAGAUAUUAGUACAGAGAAUGCUAGUAGUAAAAAUGGUACUUUUAGUUCCAAAGAUUUAUGUGAAGCACUAAUUAAUCAUGCAUACAGAAUUACGACGAAACGACGUGAAUGGUUAGAGAAUCCGGAUUAUGCACAUCUUAGACAAAAUCAAACUGUAGUACAAAACACUAAUAAUAAUAAUAAUAAACACUUUGAUAAUACUUUUUCAACUGAUUCACAAAGAAAAUGGUUUAAUGAUAUGCUUAGACGUAUGCCUGGUAAAUUAGAUCAUGCAACUGUAGUUGCCUAUGAAGUUGGAGUUUAUCAUGGUAAUGAAAAUGAAGUAUAUGAAGAGACAGCUCAUCGAUAUCUGGCCUCAAAUAAUUCGAACUCUCCAACUAAUCAUUCAAUUAUAACACAUUCAGAGCCAUAA
Messenger RNA from Schistosoma spindalis, 2106 nucleotides. The record is from the annotation of a GenBank genome assembly. NCBI's taxonomy places the organism in Eukaryota, Metazoa, Platyhelminthes, Trematoda, Strigeidida, Schistosomatidae.